AUGCACGGAACAGUUCCGCAAGAAAACGCGGAGGUGAGAAUUUUUCGAAGGGAAAAAUGUUUUAAUCAAAAAUAAGAAUUUGGCUAUUUUGAAUUUGGCUGUCAUAGCUCAGAAAAGUGGAAAAAACAGGUCAAAGUUCCGCAAAAAAGUGCGGAACAAAUUGCUGUUUUUUUUGGAUUUUUAUUGAAAAUGGUAGCUUUAUUUUGGAAUCUUUUUGUUCUAUACUUUCCCAUAGGCAUAGCUUCACAAUUAUCUACUUAUUUUUGAUUAAUAGAGUAUGCAAUUCAAAAAAACAGACAGAAAAAUCACGUAUUUUACUUCAAAAGAAGCUUUUUAUACUGGAAUUUUCCCCUUUUUUAUCAAAAUUGCAUCAUUAAGAAGUGAGGAAAUUUCAAUUUCAACAGAAGCAUGAACUUCAAACUUUGUCUUCUGACCUUGUUUUGAAAUUUCUUGUCUCUUUUAUCUCAAUAAUGACUUGUUUUCCUUGUUCAUUGUUGAACAAGGCUCCUGGAACAUGAUGGUACAAAUGAAGGAAUCUUUGACCUGGUAAUGAUAACGAAGUGUACUGGGACGAUAGUUUAGGUGGUUCUGAGAGUUUGAAGCCAUUUAUGUGAGAAAGAUAGGAGGUUUUCAAGGACUAUGAGGCAUUUUCUACGGAUAAAAAAAAAUUACAAAACACCCAAAAAAAUUUCGAAAAAAAAUUUAACAAGCACAAACUCCUUGAAGUCUAAACACGCCCCAGAAAAUCCGCAGUUUUCUUUUUUUUUUUUGCAAAAAGACCUUAAAAAUCAAACCUUAAAUCUGAACACUCUUUGAAAAGACGCCCUGACGCACAACAAUUCUCAUGAAUUGUUCACUCUUAAAUAUGUAUACAGACACAUUUUCAUCUUCUUAUAAUGAUUUGAUUGGAAUUUUCAAAAGACGCACCAACGCACAACCUCUUUUUUCUAAACACGCACCAACGCACAACUUCACUUUUUCUAAACACGCAUCGACGCACAAUUCUGGCCUGUCCAUGAUGCCGUGUUCGAAGUAAUUUCCUCGAAAUUCAAAAUGGUCUCUGACUCUCCAAAAUUUAGUUAUCUUUCUCUUUCUCUGACGGCUUUUUGAAUUUCGCGAAAUCACUUUGAACACGGCAAUAGAAAAAUAGAUUAUUUUUCAUUUCUGCAAUCUCGAUUGUUUUACGUUUCAAACAAAGGCUAAAUCGUUUUUGAAAUGAUAAUUAGUUUUGAUUUUAUAAAUGGAAAUUUGUCAAUUAAAAGAAAAAGAAUUAUCAACUUUUCAAGGAUUUGAUAAAAUUUUUAUUCUUGUAAAAAAAUAACUUUGUGUAGUAGUUUUUUUCAAAUUUAAAUACACACUUUUUAAAAAAAGUCCUCCAACGCUUCUCAACGUCUUCAAAAAAAGUCGCUCUAGCAAACUAUACUUUCAUUGGAAAAACUGUUCCAUUCAAGUUCCUUCCCCCACUAAUCCAGUCACGAUCAACAACUGUUCAGGUAGUGAUUUCACGCAAUUAAAACGGCUCAGCGGCGAGAUUCGAGCGGUUUUUCGGUACAAAAAGGGCUCGAAAUGCGUUCAGGUUCUACUUUUUUUCUUUUUUUUUUUUGAAUUUCUGUCGUAUCAAGUGAUUUUCGCAACAUUGGGGUUGAAAAUCGUAGAACUAAAAAGUUGUAGAAGUGAAAAAAAAGUUUAGGAAUGGAAAAAUGUGUUUUAAAACUCUAUUUUUAGGAAAUUUAGAGAAUUGCGGACUUUAUAAAAAUAAUGAAAUUGAUUAUUCCCUUUUUUUUAAAUCAAAGUUUCCUCACAGCUGUUGUUUUUUUAAUAUUAUUAUUUCUUUUUUUUUCUCACGAUUUUGAAGAUUCUCUAAGCGUGGAGAAAAAAUUUUCUUUUUCGAUUUUUUUUUUUCUGCUUCACAAGUCGGAAAAGGUGGAACGGGCUCCAUAGAAAUUUGCCUUUUUUGCUGCUUUUUUGCGCCAUUUCAUCUGCUCUUAUGCACCAUUUUUGUUGCCUCUCUCCUUCUUCCACCAUUUCUUGAAGCUUUAAAAUCCUAGAAACAUGAAAGGCUCUAUAAAGGGACUCUUCUUGAUGACUUUCUGCGGCCUUUUUUAAGCCCCUCCUUUUUUUAUGCGUUAUUCAGACUUUGCCCGAGUUUUUAAAAGUUCCAGAUGCGUUCGACAGGGUUCAUAACUUUUCUAACAAUCGCCGUUGCUUAUACUUCUUCCCAAGCCAUUCAACAAGAGGCUUUGGCUAAGAUUUUCAAGUAUGCCGCUGCUGGACCACUUAAAGCUGUUCGUUUUUCAAUUUAUUCGAUCAGAAGCUAUCUCAAGUUUGAAAAAUAACCAAUUUUCCAAGUUUUCACGACUUGAAAUUUCACCGAACGACAUUCCGCUGCUCCGCUGCGUGCGUUCGCGAAGCGUCUUUCGAAUGUCACGCUUUCAAUUGAUUGUUGUUUCUGUGGGAGCACAUGAAAGUAGAGUACCUUUAAAAAAAAAAAUUAAAAGCGUGACCAAGGUUCGCAAAGGCGCGCAGCGGCACAGCGGAAUGUCGUUUGGUGAAAUUCCAAGGUACACAGGCUAUACUUGAGCUGUAAAUUAGAGUUUCUCAUCCUUCUCCUUUCCAGUUGACCACAAAUAUCAACAAGAAAACGACGGCCGCUGAUCAGAAGACGGUCUUGAAUAACUGGAUCCCCAAGAACUUUGUAGGGUUCCGAAUAUUUGACCCUCGAGGAAGAUUUAAAUCUUCAGAAGGCCGCCGGAGCCACCGUCGCCAAGGGAGACAAACUGGGUAAUCAGACCUACGUGAAGCAAAAGGCGGUCGCUUUUAUCGAUUAUCGAUUCUCGCUCAAGAAGUUCAUGAACUACAUGUACAACAACUCGAUCAAGGAGAAGUACAUGACUGAAGCUGAAGCUAACAAGGUUUUUUAGCCUUCAUUCGCUUUUGAACGUCACAGAGGCAUGCAGAAAAUUUUUUGAUGAUAGGUUUAUUCACUUUAGAAAAUAAAAAAAGAAAGGAAUUGGAAAUAAUACAGAAGAAAUCGCAGUAGAACUAAAAAUAAGGGAGGUUAGUCAAGCUUGACGAGUAGACCCGGUGUUAUUCACAGAAAUUUAAGCGAUCGAGAAGAAAUUGAUGAAAUUUGUGGAAAGCGGAAUUCGGGAAAUCAUAUUUGACCCGUAGAGAAUCCGAGGAGACACUAAAAUCUGCUCGGACCUCGGUAACGCGAACGGGACGCCAAUCGGAAUGUGUCGGAGCAUUUCUAGUGACCACUUUAGUAGCCUCAGCACUCUUAAGUGAUUCCUAGAAUCGCCCAGAAACGUCCGUUUCGCGCUACCAAUGUCCGAGCGUUCUACGAUUCAAGCUGCGAUUCAAGUUUAAAUUUUUCAUUUUAUUUUUCCAAAAAUUUCCCCUCAUGUAUCCGCUUCACACAGCCGCGACGCGUUGAACCAUUCUCCGUCCGCGAUUUUUUUUUUGAACUAACGAGUUUCUGUUCCGAAGAGUGAAGAGACUAGAUCAUGACUACCAUGAGAAGAAAUUGAUGAAAAUUGUGGAAAGCGGAAUUCGGGAGAUCAUGUUUGACGCGUAGAGAAGCCGUGGAAACAUGAAAAUCUCUCCUAUCGCGCUGUGAUUUAAAUUUUCCAAUCUUUCUGAUACCGCAAUUUCUUUCUCCAUGUAUUCGCUUCACACAACGCAUCGUGCCAUUCUCUGUCCGCGAAUUUUUUUUUUUUUUUUGAAAUAACAAUUUUUCUGUUCCGAAGAAAGUCUGAAGAGAUUAGAUCAAAUUAUUUAAAAAAAAUGAACUUUCAACAUUUUUUUGUGUUUUUGAACCAAAACUUCGGAUCGGGCUCAAUAGGAUCCUUGGCUUUUUGGAAAACCGAAAAGUUACAAAGUUCACUUUUUUUCAAUAUUUCUCAACGAUAAAUGAGUUUUUUUGAUCUAGAAAAAAACUCCAAAUUUAAAUACUGAAUUUUUUUAUAAAAAGUCUCUUCGAGUAGCGUCUCCUUUUUUUCAAAACCUUCCUCGUCAUUUUUUUCAGCCUUUUUUUAAGGCCUUUUUCCUUCUUCACAGGCAAAGUCCGAAAAACCUCCUAAAAAGUGUCAAAAAAGCCUUGGAAUCUUCCUUUUUCCGCCUUCUCUUUUACACCUCCUCAGAAAAAGGUCUAGAAAAGCAUUUAAGGCCUUUUUUUUUCCGAAAGUUCGGUUUUUGGACUCCGCCCUUGUUGCCUCCAUUUUCAGCCACCAGUGGGCGCCUUUUUCAAAAGUUUCAAACUGGAAGCAAAUGGAUUUUUUUUUUGAAUAAAAUUUAGAGCUAGAAGAGUCCAAGCAAUCGCUGAAAGAAUUGUGAACAGAUUUUCUGAAACUCCAGCAUUCCAAGAAAAACCAGAGUCUUUUCUUUCAGAUGCGAACAUACUUCUGGAAAGUCGACGCCGACACUCACAAUUCCUAUCCGGACACUAUCCAGGCUGCCACCAAAGAAGCUGCCAGAAUAGUUUUUGAUGAAAAUGAAGGGAGACACUGAAACUGACGGUUCAGACCGGGAAGAAAGACAUCCUGGACAAGUUCCACGCCUGGUCCGGAAGUUUCCAGAAGGCCAACCCCAAGGACUACGCCAACCUCGGCUGGAGCUUGUGA
Molecule: messenger RNA, 4622 nt
Organism: Caenorhabditis auriculariae
Lineage: Eukaryota; Metazoa; Nematoda; Chromadorea; Rhabditida; Rhabditidae
Source: the annotation of a GenBank genome assembly